This is a messenger RNA of Saccostrea cuccullata (small rock oyster), 959 nucleotides long. RefSeq names its product scavenger receptor class F member 1-like. Lineage: Eukaryota; Metazoa; Mollusca; Bivalvia; Ostreida; Ostreidae. Gene Ontology annotation, molecular function: scavenger receptor activity. Bases 61 to 807 code for a protein of 248 amino acids. The record is from RefSeq and is a predicted model, not a curated record. The transcript is spliced from 6 exons.
GAAUGUUACAAUGGAACAUUUGGACCUCGGUGUAAAUCACACUGUGGAAACUGUACAGAUAUGGAGGAUUGUGAUCACGUGACCGGAUAUUGUAAAGGAGGUUGUAAAGAUGGAUCAAAGGGAAAUAAAUGUGACACAGUUUGUCUUGAUGGCACCUAUGGUUCGAAUUGUACGGAAAAUUGUGGAAAGUGCAGAGGUCCCAAGAGUUGUGACAAGGUGUCAGGGUUUUGUUUGAAUGGCUGUGAGAAUGGAUAUUUCGGAGAAAAAUGCAUAUUACAAUGUCCCAAUGGAAAAUAUGGAUACAUGUGUAAUUCAUCCUGUGGAAAUUGCAAAGACAUAAGAGAUUGUGACCAUGAGACCGGAUAUUGCAAUGGAGGUUGUGCUGCAGGAUCAAUGGGCGUGAAAUGUGACGAAGAAUGUCCCUUUGGAUUUUACGGGGAGGAAUGUUCUGAACGUUGCAAUCUGUCUUGUGGUUAUAAAUCUGGACAGCAAAGUAUAUCAGAGGAGACAAACACCUUUAAACUUACUUCUGCAGAUGAAAACAAAGAUACCGUGUAUGCUUUGGGAGCUACACUGACACUUUCCUUGCUAGUGAAUAUUCUAUUUGCCGCAAUGUGCUUUAUUAGAUUUCUUUUGAAAAGAAAGGAUGAGAUUAACGGUAAACCAUCGCCGAUGUAUGUAAACGUAAGCGGAAGACUUAGACAAGACAAUCGACCUUCAGAAGAGAUGGAGUUGGACCAACAAAACGUGCAAUAUGAGGCUCUCGCGGCCCCUUCCCAGGAAAAUCAUUACGAUGCCUUACAAUAAAGAAUGCCUAAAAUUGACCACAUUGUAAAAUUAGUUACAUGUAUAAUUAAUAACAGCUAUAGACGAUUUUCUACAUCUUCAGCAGAGAACAACUGGAUUACAAAAUAUAUUAAGGAAUAAGCUUCUAUCGGAAACUUACAUUGAAAGUUAAU